GCUUGUAAGUCUUGAUUCCAACUUUCGCAAUCAGACUCAUCAGCUCGCUGAGAGUUCUCCUCUCUUUCUUAUGUCUUUCUUUGGGUUCGAAAGUAGCAAUUUAGAACAAGAAAAGAAGAAAUUUUCGGAAGGAGGCCUCCAGGAAACCGAGGACCUUGCGGUCUACACCUGGGGUGAAGAGAGCUAUGACGGGCUAGGAGAUGCACUCCUUGAAGGCGGCGAUGAACUGAACGACGAGACCUUUGGUGCGACAGGUGCUGUCGGCAAAGACUUUGAUUUUGCGAGUCAAACUCUCCCUACGCCCAUAGGAAGUACACGUGGCAGGUUCACUCCUGCUGCAGAGCCUUUCAGAGAGCGGACACCUGUGAUUGAACCUGCGUCGAAGUCCCGUGAUCGAGGGCUUUCUCCAGCUCCAAAAUCCCUCGAGUCAAUAUGGGACGACAAGUCGCCGUUCUCCAUGCUAAGCCGUGCUGCAGGUCAUCAGCGUGCACCCUCCAAUUUGAUGAAGUCUCCGUACCCGCCUUCGAGGUCCCCAGCGCUCAAUGCAUACGCGGACCACCGGCCUCUCAGUCAACAACAGCCCAUCUCUCACGGUAUCACCCAAACGGGCGUUCGUACUCUACAGGAGAUUGAGGCUGAAAUGCGGGCUGCUCAGCAGAAGCGCAAACAGCAAGAAGAGAUGCUUCUGCAAGUCCAGCUGCAACAAGAGUUGCAAAGAGAGGAAGAACUCCGCAGACAAGAAGAGUUACGUAGGCAAGAAGAGUUCCGCAUGCAAGAACUUGAACGGCAAGACCAUCAGAGGCUCCAACAGGAACAUUUGCUUGCAGACCGCAUGCGAGCUCGUGUGGAGCAAGAACAGCAGCUUCGCUUGCAACAGCAAGCCCGAAUGUCUACUCCGCGAGUAGUUUCUCAUCUCGCGCCAUCCCCUCGCUUCAAUCAGCAGCACCAACACCAGCAGCAAAUACUCCUCCUCCAACAAGAACAGGAACGUCAGCAGCAGGAGCGGUUGAAGGAGCUUCAAGAUCGCCUCCGCAUGGAAGAACUCGAACGGCAGCUUCGCGCCCAGCAACUAUCCCAGUUGCAGCAGCAGCAGCCGAAUUUGCUGGCGCGCAGACAGUCUCCUUACGCAGACACGCAACGUCGCACGCACUCUCCUGCCACUGACUCUCAGUAUGCACUGUUCAAUCAGCAAAACACUCAAUACAUGCCCCAGAGCAUCCAGCUGCAACAGAGGCUUUUGUCAGAGAUGGCGCAAGUCGAGUUUAUGCGCGAUAUGCAGGGCAUCAGUCAGGCUGAACAAGAAGCAUUGCGGGUUGAGGCCAUGCGUAAGAUCAUGGAAACCGAGCGGAUGGAGGAGAGGCGCCGUCGCAAGGCUGCCAAGAUCGCACACAUGUCUCGCUAUAAUGAUCUGAUGACUCAAUCUGAUAAGGAUUUUAUUACUCGUAUCCAAGUCUCGCAGCUCGUUACACAGGAUCCCUACGCCGAAGACUUCUACGCUCAGGUUUAUGGUGCUAUCCUUCGUUCACGAUUAGGACUCCAGUCACAGGAUGAGCGCGUGAUCAAAUUUGGCUCCAGUGGCGGCGUCGGUCUCGGACUGGCACAAAAGGGCAGUGGCAGAAGGCAGAGUGCGAUGCAAAAGAUGGAAGCCCAGGUCGAACGCAUCGUCAACAACGCGCGGCUUAGGGAGAAGGAAAAGGGAUUGCACUCAUUACACAGUCUCCAGGGCGCUCUUGGUAAAACAUCUGGCCGUAGUUACAAGGCAGCACCGCGACAACUUUUGCAGGUCGAUGCAUCUUCAGCGACUCCUACUAUGUCCGGUACCCAUCCUCACAUAUCCAAAGAAGAUGGAAACGGUGCCGCACAAGAGGCUGCGAAACUCGGUCGCGAGGCGCUCGGACAAGCUGCUGGAAGCGACGCCGUGGUGCGCAAGGACCCACUCACCCAACGCCAAAUACUUGUUGUGUUGGAAGGGCUUUAUGAUCUUGUCCUGAAUAUUGAGCAACUCAGGCGAGAUCAGCCUCUAGAGGAAGACGAGGAAGACGAGGAAACUUUUGUCGCAUGGUCAACGACAUACAAUGAUCUUGUCGAGCAAAUAUGGAUGAAUUUGAAGGUCAUGUUGCCUCUUGAAACGAGUGAUCCCCACCCAUUUGUCUCUCUACUUACGCCAGUCAAGGGGAAAAAGAUUCUGCCGCGGCUCAGCCGUCACAUUGCGCCGCCUAGGAUGCUCACGCUACUUACGCUUUUGGUCGCCUGCUUCUCUCAGCUUGAUGUUGUCAAGCAUGCCCCUCUUCUCGACUCACUGGAGGAAACUCCCAAACGUCAGGACGUCGAGCGACAGACCCAAGCGUUUCUGGGAAGUGUUCUACAGAGUAUCUUGCCUGUGGUAGCGAAAGCUGAGCUGAGGGUCAUCACUGGGCUGCUUGGAUUACUCUUGGACCGCACCAACAUUGUGAUCUCUGCUCAGACUCGGCCUGGCAUCGCCAUGUUAACGUUGUUCUUGAGCCGAGUUGAGAUUGUCAAACAGGGCAUGAGUAGCGCGCAAGAGUCCUCAGAAAUACCAACGCCUGCGGAAGCUCAACAGUGGCAAACCAUGUUUGAUCAUCUAUUCCAACUUUUGAUGCCCCAUUUCGUGCUCUUAUUUCCCUCAACUCGUCUUGUUGCCCAACCCCUCCCCGUAGCGGCUCCCCUCCCACCCACGGACAUCCUUGACCAGCCCGUUUGGCAAUUCCUUGCCGCACUGGCACUUCACGCCUCUCCCGAGCAACAAUCUAUUCUCGUCACCAGCCUACGCGAAAAAGUACUGGAUAUCGUGACAAGUGUCAGCAAGGGCUGGGUAGCAGAUGAGGAGGAGCGACAGACGAAGCUUGCUAAUGUCAAUCUCUUCCUCCAUGCGCUUGGGCUGGACAGUUCGCAAAUAUCAGUAUGAUUCUGGUUGUGGUUCGGACAACAUCAUGUAUCACUAUCAUUACUCGCGUCCUUAGAAAGAUAAAAUUACUCGUGGCUUGUCACUCAUGCAAGCAAAAUGGGCUGUUCGUUUGCUUAAUUACCUUAGAUUGAAUCGAUUUAUGUGUUUGCUGCAGCAUAUUAUGUUGAAACGUCGCUUUGAUAU
Messenger RNA from Suillus clintonianus, 3109 nucleotides. RefSeq names its product topoisomerase II-associated protein PAT1. Gene Ontology annotation, molecular function: RNA binding. The record is from RefSeq and is a predicted model, not a curated record. NCBI's taxonomy places the organism in Eukaryota, Fungi, Basidiomycota, Agaricomycetes, Boletales, Suillaceae. Gene Ontology annotation, biological process: P-body assembly; deadenylation-dependent decapping of nuclear-transcribed mRNA. The transcript has 10 exons. Gene Ontology annotation, cellular component: P-body. Bases 71 to 2926 code for a protein of 951 amino acids.